Molecule: messenger RNA, 1158 nt
Organism: Erythranthe guttata (spotted monkey flower)
Lineage: Eukaryota; Viridiplantae; Streptophyta; Magnoliopsida; Lamiales; Phrymaceae
Product: putative F-box protein At2g02030
Molecular function (GO): protein binding
Source: RefSeq, a predicted model, not a curated record
AUGGCUAUAGAAUCAGAGGAAACAUCAUCAAAUAUUCCGUGGGAGAUCAUCGAAAUUAUCCUGUCGAAAUUAUCAUCUGUGAAAUCUCUUCUUCGAUUCAAAUCAGUUUCAAAGUCAUGGAAUACUUUAAUCUCCAAUCCUUUAUUCAUUCAAAAUCAUCUCGAGUCCUCGAAUAACUCUCCGGAUAAUAAUCUCUUCCUAUGUUUGGGUACAUAUGGUACUGUUAGAGGGUUUCCUUUGGUUAAAUUCGAAGUUGGAAAUAUCCACUCCGGAGAAAAACCCGUAGAGAAUAUUCCCAAUGGGUACGACAGUAUAUUAUGCGAAUGUAACGGCGUGCUACUCUUGACCAACCUCCACGGCAGGUGUCGUAGCAAAUACGCACUGUGGAAUCCAUCAACUCGCUCUAAGGUGUUUCUCAUAAACCGAUGCGAGUUUAGUGAAGAUUAUGUACUGGAUUGUGGGGUUUGUUAUGACAAAAUAACGGGCGAUUUCAAGGUUGUCUUUGUUUACGAAACGAAAUAUUCAAUUUAUUCGUGUAAUAACAACUCUUGGACCAAAAAGUAUUUAAGAAAAAAAUUCUAUACCAUUCUUGGUACUCCAGGUGCGGCUAUAUUCGUUGACGGAGCUACCUAUUGGAUUUUGGGAGUCGAGAGCAAGAAUAUUUCAGGUACACAACUAGUGUAUUUCGACCCAAGAACCGAUGAGCUCAAUAUUUUGAAAAAGCCCGAACAAUUAAGUGAUGACAAAUUUCAUUUAAUUAACAAGACUUCUUUGGGAGGAAGCCUAUGUUUGUACCACUAUAACUACAAUGAGAACAGUAUCCAGAUCUGGAUAAAGGAAAAGGGCAUUGAUGUCGGGGAGAAUAGUACUCACUGGAAAGAGUUUAUGACGGUUGGAAAUUUCCGGGUUCCGUAUUUGUGGAUUACGCCAAUAUGUUUCAUGGGAAAUAAGGUUGUAAUUCAAGUAGAGCGUAAGAAAUUUGUCUACUAUAGCCCUACUGAGAAGACGUUUGAAGAGUUUGCAGAGAUUGAUGUAAACUGCAAUAGAUUCAUUCCGUAUCGGAAUAGUCUCUAUUUCCCAACUGCUGUCAGGACGACGACAAUUAAAGCUCAGCAGAGUAGGUUUAUGUUACCUGAGCAUAAGUAUUUAUGCAUGUAG